AUGAAAACCCUCAGACGAUUCCGACCGACCGACCGGAACUUGCCCGCAUUCGAACCAGCGAAUCCAAAGGCACCGAGAUACAGUCUAGAGGGACUGCUACCCGAGCGCCAGGACGGCUUGCAUCGGAUCGCCAAGAACUACGAAAAGCUGCAGAAGAUCGAGCGCGAGUUUGACUGGUUGAUAUCCAGGAAGCGGUUCGAGAUCGAGGACUCGCUACGCAGACCCCAUGGCGUCCAGCGACGGCUGAGGAUCAAGGUCUGGAACACCGUCGCCAAUCAGCCCUGGCAACUGGAAUCUACUGGCACAGAAAAUAAGAGCGAGACGCGUCCAUCUAGCGACGAGGGUGGCGAAGACGAAGAAGCAGACGCUAAAGAAAAGGAAAGCAAGAAGGACGGUCAGGAGCAGAAAGAGGGGGAGGAAGACCAGGAGGAGCGAAAAGAAGACAACGAUCAAGAUGACGCCGAUCAGCAACCCAAGCAGCCUGCAGCUCCCGCCAUCAACUUUAACGCUGGCGAAGGGGUGCCCAAAUGGACCUUACACAUCGAAGGCCAUCUAAUUGAUCCGAAGAACGACUCGGACCAUCCCAUGGAUGCCGGCGAGUCGUCGGAGCCCGGGUCUGCACAGCAGCCUAAGAUCGACGAGACCCGGCGGCCGUUCUCGACGCUUCUGAACAGUCUGCUGAUCAAGAUCGACCGGUCCGACGAGCUAUACCCGGAGCCGAACAUCGUCGACUGGCACCGCCCGCCAACACCGACCCCCAUCGGCGCCGCGCCCGCCUUCUCAGCCAUCACCCUCACCCGCAACGGCACCGAGGACUGUAACCUCCAGAUCGCCCUCCAUCUCAACCAUUUCCCCCGCAGGUUCAGACUUAACCCUAUCCUCGGGUCCUUCUUGGAUCUCCAGGAGGCCUCCUUGGACGAAAUCUUCGAGUCCAUUUGGUGCUACAUCAAAAAAAAUAAACUCAUCGAUUCCGGCGCCGACAAACGGCUCAUCCGGAAAGAUUCUAACCUGGCUUGUCUAUUUCCUCAAAACGUCGAUCGAAUGCUGUUCCAUCAACUCUUUGAACAAGUCCGAAAGUAUAUGACCAUUCCUGAGCCGGUGAUAAUCGAUUACCAAGUCAAGGUUGAUAAAGAGGAUCAGGGCCGGGCCGAAUACUUUGAUAUCCAGUUCUCGAUCGAAGACCCAGCCAAAUUACAUCUCCUCACGAUCCAGAACCAGUUGGAAGACAUCAAAGUUGCCAGUCUCCACCAACCCCGGCCGGAUAACCCGAUCAAUCCGACCAAGGAGAUCCUAGCCAUAGAUGAACAAAUCAUGGACUCGAUGUCCAAGAUCAGGGAAGUGAAGAUCCGACGAGACUUUUACCAACAGUUCACGCGGGAUCCAAUCGGCUUUAUCGAGGAAUGGAUCCGCUCACAAUCAUCAGACCUGGAGGUCUUAUUCGGGCUGGACAAGGGAGGCGAAGGGACGAGUGUGGAGACGGCGUUGAGCGCGAAGAAGCGGAAGCGGGGGGACGACGACGGGCUGAACGAGGCCGAGCACGAGAAACGGUACGCGAAGUUCUACCACCAACGCUGGGUCGACGACGCGCUCCAGAUCUACCAGUCGCGCGAGUUCAACGGGCGCGUUCACCAGGCCUCCCAGAAGCCUUCGACCACCGCCCCUGCUCCCCACCAUCCGCUGGCUAACAAUGGCAACAAUAACGGGCCCACUAACAACGCCCCGAUGUUACUCGUCAAUCCCAACUCCCUUCCCUCCGGCCACAUGCCCCCCAACAGCAACAAUCCUGGCCCGCCGAAUAAUCCCCAGCUCACCCACCUUCCGCAGCAUAUGGUCCACCACCACCACCAACACCUCAAUAACAACAACAACAACAACCAUGUCCCCUUCUCCACCCCCGCCCCGCCCCCUAAUCCUAUGCCUAUCAACGGGCCCCCAGCAAUGCCUCAGCUCGUCAAUAACAACCUCAAUAAUCCUCAAGCUGGCCCGCCUCAUAUGGGCGGUAAUCCGAACGCUACAAAUGGGAUCAGCUUGCGUGGCAAUCGCUGA
Molecule: messenger RNA, 2046 nt
Organism: Puccinia triticina
Lineage: Eukaryota; Fungi; Basidiomycota; Pucciniomycetes; Pucciniales; Pucciniaceae
Exons: 5
Coding region: 1-2046 (681 amino acids)
Biological process (GO): nucleolar large rRNA transcription by RNA polymerase I; transcription initiation at RNA polymerase I promoter
Cellular component (GO): nucleus; RNA polymerase I upstream activating factor complex
Molecular function (GO): RNA polymerase I cis-regulatory region sequence-specific DNA binding
Source: RefSeq, a predicted model, not a curated record